AUGGCCGACGUCGAUACACGCCCAACCGAAGAAAAGCCGGUCGCCACCCAAGAGAAGCCCACCGACGACGCUUCCAUCGACAAUGCUGCUGAAAACACCAACGCCACUGAAAGCGGUCAAGAACAACCCGUAACGACUGUAUUCCACGAUCGUAUCAACUAUAAUGUCAAGCAUCCUCUUCACAAUUCCUGGACUUUGUGGUUUGACAACCCUCACAAGAAAGCCAAUGCUGCUUCUUGGUCUCAAAACCUUAAGGAAAUCGUCACUGUUGAAACCGUCGAAGACUUUUGGGGCGUUUACAACAACAUUGCCAAAGUCAACCAUCUCGAAUCCAACUCCAACUAUCACUUUUUCAAGAAGGGUAUUCGACCAGAGUGGGAAGAUCCUGCCAACGCAGAAGGUGGCAAAUUCAGCAUCCAAUUCCCCCGGAACCGUACCGGUGAGACUAUCAACAAGUAUUGGCUCGAUAUGUUAUUGGCCAUGAUUGGUGAGCAAUUUGCCCAUGAGCAUGAGAUCUGUGGUGCUGUCAUCUCGGUUCGUAAGGUCUUUUUCAGAUUGGCAUUGUGGAUUCGAAGCUCGGAUAGAAACGAAACCACUGAAACUCUCGGCCGUCAAAUCAAGGAGUUCUUGGAUAUCCCAUCCAAUCUCAAUCUCGAAUUCACUCCCCAUGGUGAGUCGGCCGCAAAGUCGGCUCAAAAGUUCACGCUAUAA
This is a messenger RNA of Lichtheimia ornata, 711 nucleotides long. RefSeq lists its product as uncharacterized. Gene Ontology annotation, cellular component: eukaryotic translation initiation factor 4F complex. Gene Ontology annotation, molecular function: translation initiation factor activity; RNA 7-methylguanosine cap binding. Gene Ontology annotation, biological process: translational initiation. Lineage: Eukaryota; Fungi; Mucoromycota; Mucoromycetes; Mucorales; Lichtheimiaceae. The transcript has 4 exons. The record is from RefSeq and is a predicted model, not a curated record. The coding region runs from base 1 to 711 and encodes 236 amino acids.